Messenger RNA from Helianthus annuus (common sunflower), 1204 nucleotides. RefSeq lists its product as uncharacterized. Gene Ontology annotation, molecular function: ATP-dependent DNA damage sensor activity; ATP binding; ATP hydrolysis activity. Lineage: Eukaryota; Viridiplantae; Streptophyta; Magnoliopsida; Asterales; Asteraceae. Gene Ontology annotation, cellular component: MutLalpha complex. Bases 425 to 955 code for a protein of 176 amino acids. The record is from RefSeq and is a predicted model, not a curated record. The transcript has 10 exons. Gene Ontology annotation, biological process: mismatch repair.
UCCACUAAAUUAAUAGGGGUUGGUGUUUAAGGAUCGUUACAACUACUACCUGCAAAACCCACAUUUCACCCAAAUCCCUCCACUCGAAACUGCAUCUUCAUCUUCUCCAAAAUAUCUUCAACAAUCGAUCACAUUCAACAAUUAUUCAACAAAUUCAUGCUCUGAUGUUGCAAUAAUCUUCACAACGAUCAUCAGGAUGCAUGCUGGUUAGUUUUUAUGCCCAGGGCCGACCCAAGGGUUUGAAGCGUUCAAAGUUGAAAUCUGGAGAGAAGAUAUUUGAUCUUGGUGACACAAAUCAAUGCGAAAAGGAGGUCGUGCCCAUAGUUGACAACUAGAAAGAUUAGUUGAGUGUACUGCUCUGAAGAGGGCAAUUGAAAUUGUAUAUGCUGCAACUCUGCCCAAAGCAUCAAAGCCUUUCGUAUAUAUGUCAAUUAUCUUACCUCCUGAACACGUUGAUGUUAAUGUGCAUCCCACAAAGAGAGAGGUGAGCCUUUUGAACCAGGAGGUCAUUGUUGAGAAAAUACAGUCAACAAUAGACUCGAAGCUAAGAAAUUUCAACGACUCGAGCACGUAUCAAGAACAUGUAGCAGUGGAUAGCUCUCCAUCCAGUAAAGUAGCUGCAACCAAAGCUUCUCCUAUAAACAUAUCAAAUCCCGAGUUUCGACAAUUCAACCAACCUAGGAUUUGCUGUGCUAAAGAACUUAGACGUCCAAACUACAGAAAGCUCAUACUGGAUUGGUGCUGGUGCUCUUCUUGGUUUUAUUUUUCUCUUCAACAUCCUCUUCAUUGUGGCUCUCAUGUAUGUAGAAGUAACCAGCCUUUGGAAAACCAAAGUUGCAGCCAUGGAUGGUCAUUUUACUACUUAAGGUGCCAGUUCAAGCCUGUUUAUGCAGAUUCGGAUUCAAAAGAAACAAUUGACAGUGACCCACAUGAAAGGUAUACCGUCUGCACUUAGUUCAGUUGGCUGGUGAUGGGAUUGGGGAUGACGUUGGCAUGCGUUAGCAAAAGUUUGGUCUAUGUGUUAUCCAAUAAGAUAGGAAGGCGUGCGAGAGUUUAUGCGUUUUUCCUCUUUCUGUUUCAUGUUUUUUUCUUGGAAGACAUCUUUUUUCACUUCUUUUUGGCCGACAAGUUUUACCAAGGAAACAACUUAUGGUCCAUGGUUUAAUAAAGUUUAAGCACGCCCCUUUGUAGGCGUAUUGUCUUA